Canariomyces notabilis is the source of this 1440-nucleotide messenger RNA. Its product is annotated as vacuolar protein sorting-associated protein. The transcript is spliced from 4 exons. The record is from RefSeq and is a predicted model, not a curated record. Gene Ontology annotation, biological process: intracellular protein transport; retrograde transport, endosome to Golgi. Bases 112 to 1071 code for a protein of 319 amino acids. Lineage: Eukaryota; Fungi; Ascomycota; Sordariomycetes; Sordariales; Chaetomiaceae. Gene Ontology annotation, cellular component: endosome; retromer complex.
UUGUUGGCGGAAAGUCUCUACUCUCGAAACUGAAUUGGCAAGCGGCUGGCCGUUUGCACUAACCCUAUAAUCCCGCCUGCUGCAACGGCAGCCCUCCCGCAAGUCGCAGCCAUGUCCUACUUCUUUGCGACCCCGGUCGACAUCGACAUUGUGCUCGAAGAUGCCGACGAGAGGUCUAUGGUCGACGUCAAGCUGGACAAGAACCGCCGCGAGAAGGCGCCACUAUACAUGGAUGGCGAGUCAGUCAAGGGCGCCGUGACGAUACGGCCCAAGGACGGCAAACGGCUCGAGCACACGGGCAUUAAGGUGCAAUUCAUCGGCACCAUAGAGAUGUUCUUCGACCGGGGCAACCACUACGAGUUCCUGUCGCUGGUCCAGGAGCUGGCCGCGCCAGGCGAGCUGCAGCACCCGCAGACCUUCGACUUCAACUUCAAGAACGUCGAGAAGCAGUACGAGUCGUACAACGGCAUCAACGUCAAGCUGCGCUACUUUGUGCGCGUCACCGUGUCACGCCGCAUGGCCGACGUGAUCCGCGAGAAGGACAUAUGGGUUUACAGCUACCGCAUGCCGCCCGAGAUGAACAACAGCAUCAAGAUGGACGUGGGCAUCGAGGACUGCCUGCACAUAGAGUUCGAGUAUAGCAAGAGCAAGUACCACCUCAAGGACGUCAUCGUCGGCCGCAUCUACUUCCUGCUCGUGCGCCUCAAGAUCAAACACAUGGAGCUGAGCAUCAUCCGGCGCGAGACGACGGGCGCCGCCCCAAAUCAGUACAAUGAGAGCGAGACUUUGGUGCGCUUUGAGAUCAUGGACGGCUCACCGUCAAGGGGAGAGACAAUUCCUAUCCGGCUUUUUCUAGGCGGAUUCGACCUAACCCCGACCUUCCGAGAUGUGAACAAGAAGUUCUCAACCAGAUAUUACCUCAGUCUUGUAUUGAUUGAUGAAGACGCCAGGAGAUACUUUAAACAGUCAGAGAUCAUCCUCUACCGGCAAGCACCCGAAUUAGCCAACGGGGGGCAAGAAGCAUUACCAGCACUCCCUGAAAGUAACAAAGCUGCCGCCAUACCAGCGUGACUUUCCCCCACGGGAUAAUGUGUGGGUUUCAGGGGUUGGCGGGUUAAUGGAGCUCGGCAACGAGUCGAUUUGCGUGUACGAGACCUCGGUGUCCCCAGUGAUUAUUAGCAUAGGCAAGGCGUUGGUUCAGGCCUCCUAAGAGAGAGUUUUCUUUGGCUGUUUACUUGAUUCGUCGUCUAGGCUGUCGUUUGCAUUGGUGAUGCCAUCCCAACCGACUAAGCAACAAACCUAACAAAAGCCCGUCAUCAACUGGCUCGAGGAGCUGGGAGAUCAUAAACCCUUGUUUUCUUCCCUGCUUGGCUGAGCAUGUACAAUUACAAUCAUCGAAAUGCUGCCCUUGCUCCCGUUCGCCGUAAUGUAAUGUCCGAU